Molecule: messenger RNA, 2016 nt
Organism: Symbiodinium necroappetens
Lineage: Eukaryota; Dinophyceae; Suessiales; Symbiodiniaceae
Source: the annotation of a GenBank genome assembly
AUGUUUGACCCUGCGAGGCUGCUCGCGCUGCGAACGCCUGCAGGCGUGCUCGCGCCACGAACACCUGCAGGCGUAACUUACGUAACGCCUGCAUUGCUGCCGUCAACGCCUGGAUUCCUGCCGCCAACGCCUGCAAGCGUGCCGCCGGCGCCUGCAGCAAGUCCCAGCUCUGAGGAAGACUCCCAGGUAUCGCCGUCUGAGCUCUUUGAGGUCGAUACGGCGACAACGGCCUGCCCCGAUUUGGGAGCCACCGCCUGGUACAAACUGGAGAUGCAGAUUAAUGGGGAUUUAGAAGCAUAUGCACCAGGACAGCCUGAGUAUUCCGCCACGCAUGGCCCAGCGGGCUCGUUUCGGAUGCGUUUAAAGGUCUAUCCACUUGGCGUCGGCCCCCACAAUGCCGGGUCGCUGGGGGCAUUCCUCGAGCUCAUCCCGCCUUCGCACUUGGCCGAGAGUGAGUGGUCUUGCCCUGACGUGCGAUUUGACAUCGCGGCCCUGCACGGUGGGUAUCAUGGGCAGUGGUGGAUGCGGGAGACUACAAGCCACACAUUUACAUCUGCCAAACCAUGUGUGGGCUGGGAAAACUUCGUGCGGGAUUGGAGCGGAUGGUUGAGCAACAACGGAGAGCUCAUGCUCGAAGCUUCUGCCAGACUGCCCACAAGGCGGAACUUCCAUGAAGCUCCGAGCUGCAGCUACCCAGCCAUGGACUUUACACAAGACCCCGCCUUCAUUACCUUCUUCGUGCGCGAUGGCCCACCGAUCUUCUUUGACAAGCGGGUUCUCAUAGCACGUUCGGACUACUUCCGGGAUAUGCUCUCCGAAGCGAGGUUCAAGGAAGCACAGACCAACGAAAUCGAUCUGCGUUCGGAUCCUCACGCCGAUGUCCGCUCGGUCACUGCGAUCCUAACCUUCUUCAUGUCCGAGACAUUCCUGGCGAGGGGAGACGCGCUCCUGGCCUUUGCGGUGCGCCGCCUUGCCGACCGCUACGGCCUCAAAGAGCUUCUGCUGAAGGCGGAGAGUGAGCUGGAGAGCCUGCUUUGCGCCGACAACGUGCUCGAGUUCUUGGGGCAGGUGACAGGCACGGGUGGGCUGCUGGAGAUGGCCUGCCUCGAGAUGAUUAAGGCGAACAGCUGCGAGCUGUUGGACCAACAGCAGGAGAACCUGGACCGCAUCGCCGAGGCGAACCCUGAACUAGUAAAACAGCUGUUCCGAUUGCUCAUUGAAGCGAAGUCUCACAAGAAGCGGAGGCUGAUGCACUGGAGAUUUCUGGAUAACGACCUUUUCGGCAACAACCGCAUUCCCAAAGCCUCCUGCGAUGACUGCGGCAACGUAGACCUGGACAGGCCAUCGGAUGCCUUCUCCGGCGCCGCGGAUUUCUGGGAGCUUUGGACCCCCUCUGGGCAAGGACGGCCCCUGGUCAUGGACUGCGCAGGCGUGCCGUCGAGGGAGAGCUACUGCAGCCAAGAAGGACCAGGAACUACCACCAUGACUGUAACGUGGACGACGACAAGCGCCGCCCAGGUUGCAACAAGUCCAGCAAACACCACGCCACCGCUCGGGUCAACAAGUUCCAUGGCAACCUCUGCAACUUCCGCGACCACCACUCCCACUACUACCACCACUGCCAGCACAUCCGGUGCUGCAACUGGACCAGGCUCUUCGACCACAUCCACCACGAGCAUUGCCUCUAGCAUCGAGGCAUCGACCACUCUCCCGAGCUGGGUGUCCGAGAUGCCCAUGGGCUGCGGGCCCAAGGUGUGCCCCUUCCGCAGCUCCAUGGAGGCUGUCGUGAAGCAGAUGCACCACCGGAUGGCAAUCGAGCUCACAUGCGAUGCUGAUGUCGAUUUCGUCCGCGGCAUGCUCCCACAUCAUGAGGGAGCUGUGGCGAUGUGUGCAGCUUUGGAUGAGUCGCACGGCUGGCUCCAGGCGAAUGUCCGCUGUGCUGGGCUGUUUCAUGAUUUGCUCCCUUGCUUGCCUUGCCCAGAAGUAGAAGUGCUUCGACGAGAAGUCAUUCGUUGA